Helicoverpa zea (corn earworm) is the source of this 3930-nucleotide messenger RNA. It is a transcript of the gene Myb, whose product is annotated as myb protein. The record is from RefSeq and is a predicted model, not a curated record. NCBI's taxonomy places the organism in Eukaryota, Metazoa, Arthropoda, Insecta, Lepidoptera, Noctuidae. The coding region runs from base 327 to 2516 and encodes 729 amino acids. Gene Ontology annotation, biological process: regulation of DNA-templated transcription. Gene Ontology annotation, molecular function: RNA polymerase II cis-regulatory region sequence-specific DNA binding; DNA-binding transcription factor activity, RNA polymerase II-specific. Gene Ontology annotation, cellular component: nucleus. The transcript is spliced from 16 exons.
GGAGUAUCCCCGUAAUGGCAACACUAUUGUCGAGCAAGGGAUAACGCGACGGGUUCCCGCGCUAGCCGCACGCUCGCUCGCUCAGUCAGUCCGGCUUCGCGCGCGAUACAGCCGAGAUUCAUCGCGACCCGUGCCGCAAAAAAAAACAUUAAAAAAAUAUCUUUCGAUUACAUUAUCUGUACCAUUUUGGCGGUAACAAGACAAAAGUUAUGUUCGCGUUUAACCUAAAAAAAGUGUUAGAAUAAUGCUUUGUAAUCAUGAUUCUAAGAUUAAAUAGUGAUAAGGGUGGUUUAUUUAUCGAAUACGUAUCAAAUUGUGUGUAAGAGAUGCAAUAUCAAAGUAAUGACGAUGACCUGCAAUAUCGGAUUUUUGGCGAAUCCUUCAACUUUGCCAUCGAGAACAAAACAAAUGCCGGCCGGCGGAGAAAACGUAGCGGCUAUGAUUCGGAGUCGAGCGAAUACUCAGAGGAUUCGGCGGCGGCCUACGAUGAUGUCCAGGCUGCAACCAAAAGCUCUGGGCCGCGGAAGAAUAUUAAUAGGGGGAGGUGGACGAAGGAGGAGGACAAAAAGCUGAAAGCCUACGUUAAGAUGUACAACGAGAACUGGGACCUGAUAUCUGCCGAAUUCGCAGACAGGUCCGAUGUCCAAUGCCAACAGCGGUGGACCAAAGUCGUCAACCCUGAACUAGUCAAAGGCCCUUGGACCAAGGAGGAGGAUGAGAAAGUUAUGGAGUUGGUCGCGAAAUACGGGCCGAAAAAAUGGACGCUCAUCGCGCGUCAUUUAAAAGGGAGGAUAGGGAAACAAUGCAGAGAAAGGUGGCAUAACCACCUAAACCCCUCUAUAAAGAAGACAGCAUGGACGGAACAUGAAGACAGAGUCAUAUACCAAGCGCACAAACAACUCGGCAACCAGUGGGCUAAGAUCGCUAAAUUAUUGCCCGGCAGGACCGACAACGCAAUAAAGAACCAUUGGAACUCGACAAUGCGACGUAAAUACGAGCCCGACCUACUCGACAGCUUCGAGUCCCUGCGCCGCAAGCAAACGCGGACCUGGUCAGACCCCUUCAACGAAUCAACGCAGAGCAACUCAUCGAACACAAGCCAACCGGCUUCGAAGCACGUCUUACACUUCAGACAACUUCUGAAAGACCAGCUGACGACUCUGCAACAUCAGACCGUUCCCCCCAAGUCACCUGACAGAGGGGGGCUGGUUGCUGCUGAUAUUGAAAUCGUUGAUGCACCUUUUAAAUUUGUAAACAUAGACACGCUGCCAACGGACUCCCCUCUCAGAAGUUACUUGAGUCAAGCGUCAACAACCAAUCAAAACAAUCAGGAUGCUGUAACAUACGCAGUUCAGGCGGAAUCUUCCAAGGAAAUAGAAGUGCCUUCAAUCUUCACGUCUCCUAAGAAGAAGGCGAUGGAAACCAGUUCCCCUCCCCCCAUACUGAGGAGAAAGCCCAAAAAGUUAACCCCAGUUGUUUCCAACACUAAUGCAUGGUCAGACACAUUAUCCAAAGCUCUAGAGUGUCGGGAGUCGGGAGUGACUCCCAUCAAGGCGCUGCCGUUCAGUCCGUCGCAGUUCCUCAACUCGCCCGCGCCCAUCGCCUUCGCGGAGCUCGACUCUACUCCGCUCAGGCAUGCCACUAAGGAAUGGAGUGCAAGUCCAUUGCUUCAAACGCCAACACCUGCUCACCACGUGACGCCGGGAGGACCACACCCUGGCAAGAGUAACACCCCCAAAACUCCAACGCCCUUCAAGAUAGCUAUGGCCGAGUUAGGCAAAAAAUCCGGCUUGAAGUACGAACCAUCUAGCCCGGGCUUGUUAGUAGAAGAUAUCACAAUUAUGAUGAAGAGAGAGAAUUCUGAUAGUACGAUCAACGACUCGUUAUUGUCUUCUACUGCUGAUCAGGAAAAUGCUAAUGUGCAGGUGAACGACUCCGGCAUCGGCAGCCUCAGGCGCCAGGAGUGCGGCAAGGAGAACGUGCCGGCGCACAAGCGCGCGCGCAAGGCGCUGGCGCCCGCCUGGGGCGCCGCCACCUCCACGCCGCACGCGCGCGGGGCACACGCCACCAUCGUGCCCGAUGUCUCGUAUAUUGAGACGCCGAGCAAAACCUUAGCCGGGGACAGCUCAGUUAUGUUCUCGCCACCAUCUAUCGUGAAACACUCUCUUCUAGAAGAAUCCACCAGCCUACACUCUCUUAUAAGCGCCGACAACACCCCAGAAACCAGCAAAUACGAAGAACUUGACAUAGAAGCCGUCAUCACUGAGAAAACUAAGGUUGCUCGUGGUAAUGAGCCUAUAGUCGUGAAGAGAUCAGCUGUGCGCUCCAUCAAGUUCGACAAAUUGGACGAGGAAGUUGACGUUAAGGAGGAGAAUCAGUCGCCUUUUAUAGUGGGCAACUACAAAUGGCAGACUUUCGCAUGCGGCAUGACGCAAGACCAACUGGACCUCACUCAACUAGCUCACCAAUAUAUGAGGAAAUCAGCUUUAAAACCUAGAUCACUGAAUUUUCUAUAGAAGUGGGUCUUUUACAAAUAAUGAACUUAAACAUACCGGGACUUGGACCUGGUAGUGUUGUGUUUAAUUAUGUUUAUCGAUAAUUCAUUUUCUUCCUGAUCAUUGUUCUAUUUUGGUUCAAAAAAUUGCCAAAGUGCUUCGACAACAUAAACGUCAGUUUUAAAAUUACUGUUUAUUUUAAAUGUGUACGUCUCAUUUUGAAAAUAAAUAGUUGUUCUACGAAGAACUGACGUUUGUGCUGUCGAUGUAUUAAUUUGGGCAUUCGUUGACUGAUUUCGGUCGUUACAUGUCAUUGAAUGAUAUUUCGAUAAAAAUGUUACUGCCAAUGUUUUUUAGUCACAUCACUUCAGAUUUUGAUGAUGGAAGAAAAUAAUACGAUGAAGUCGUAAGUACGCUUAUUAUUAUAGAUUAUGGGUUUUAGUAGUUAUUUUUAGAGUUGUAAAUAAAACAGUGUGAUUUUAGUAUAAGUAAGAAAUUAUGUAUGAAUAGUUCUGUAUUUUGUGAUUGUGGAUGAUAUAAAAAUUUUAACAAGUGACUUUAUUUCAUAAGUUGGUUUUAAUGCAUAUUUUAGUGUUUAAUUUAUAUAAAAUAGAAUUAUAUCAUCAUGGCGAAAGAAUUUACUUAUUUAAACAGUUGCAGAUAAUUUUUGAUUGGAUACAUAAUUUCGAUAUAUUUGUAGAAUUUGCAAUAAAAUCGCUAUAAUUUGGGUAAAAGUGUAAUAUCUGUCUAUUAUUCUAUCGUUUUAUUUAAUUCUUUGUAACAAAAGGUCCCAUUUUGAAGCGAUUUAGUUUUGUUUACUGAUUUUAUGUAAAAUUUUAUUUUGAAUGGAAAUGAUUUUACACUUAAAUUUAUUUUAAGCCUAGAUAUUUUUUAGUAAGUCUAUAUUGUAAUUUGAAAGAGUACAAAGUAUAAUAUUAAGUGGAAUAAUUCAAUCCUAAAUAUAGACAGUAAUUUAAGAUUUUUGUAAGUUUUUUGAGUAACACAUUUUAAAGCUUUUAAUUCUUUUUGCAUUUUGUGUGAUUGCGCAUUGAUAUGUAACUUAAUUGUGUAAUAACAUUUUUUGUUAAUUGUGUGAAUUUUUAAUACUUUUUAAAAGCUACUGGAUGGCUGAUUUUUAGUAAAACAAAUAUUUUAACAUCAUAAAGUUUCAGGUUGUGGUGUGCGCUUUUUAACAAGAAAAAAAUAUAACUUCUGCUUUUAAAGAAAUCUAACUUUGUAAUUAACGUUUAAGUUUGGUAUAAUAAUAAUUAUAAUUUUAAGAGGCAAUAUUUAUACGAAUUAUGUUUAAACAUAUUUUUAUUGUACGUUUUUUGUGAUUUCUAUUCUAAUUUAUGUUUUUCUUUGGAAUUUUUCUCUAGUGCUGCUGAUUAAAUAAAUAAUAAUAAAAUCAUGAACCUUUACAGUUUUUCUUUCA